AUCCCCCUCCCCUAUUCCCCUUCUCUUUACUCCACCACUAUACCUUAUAACAUCAACCACACUCUCCCACUCCUCUCUCUCCCCCCUACAAAACACACACUUUCUCACCUUCUCUCCCCACAAAACACACACACACACACACACACACACACACACAAUGUUUGAAGAAUCUGUGUCUAACCCUUCUUCAAUCUGGGCAUCAAUGAACAGCUGGUUCACUCCAACUGUCCUCUUUGUUCUUCUCAAUGUCAUGAUAGGCACCAUUCUCUUCAGCUCCAACUUAUCAACCUCCCCUCAACAACAACAACAAAACCAAGAAAACCAAGAACACAAACAAGAAAAACAAGAAUCCAACACUCAGAACCACCAGAAUGACCAAAAUACCCCUGUGCUUCAAAAAUCCCCAUCGGUGCUCCAACGCAUCAAAUCUAUCAAUUUCAAGAGUUUUACUGAAGGAUUAGAUUCAGACACAACUGAACAACAUUUGAAUCAAGAACUGCAGUCAGCUAUAGAGACACAAACACAUUACUUGUUUGAUGACCAUGAAACAAUGGCAGUCCAAGCCCAGUUCAGUUUUGAACAAACCCAUCAAGAAUCAGGCCCAUUAAGAGAACCCCAUGAAUCAGAAUCUCAGAUCCAAGAACCCCAUGAAGAGGAAUCAACGGAAGUGGAAGAUGUGGUCCCACAGAGCUUAGAUGAAGUGUACAGUCAUUUUGAGAAGCUCACCGACAGUCAUUUUAGCAGAACUACUUCCGAUACAAAACCGGCCUCCGGCGAGGUUCCAGCGAAGUUGUCGGCGAAGAUGAAGAAGUCGGCGAGCAUGAAGUCCCCUUUUGCGCAUUUCGAGGAGGACGACAUUGUGGAGGCUCGCCGGCCGGUGACUGUGAGGGAACGGGGUGCUAAAGUGACGGCCGUUGACGAAGAAGUCGAUGCAAAAGCUGAUGAUUUCAUCAACAAAUUCAAGCAGCAGCUGAAGUUACAGAGGAUUGAUUCGAUAAUGAGGUACAAAGAAGUGAUAAACAGAGGUGCUAACUGAAAGAAAUGGGAAGUUUGGGGCGGUUUAUGAAACUUUUGUAAGUUGGGGGGUUGUUCUGGAAAGUGGGGAAAGUAUAGUGGUUCUUUCGUAAAACAUUGGAUGAGAUGUUUAGAUCUGGUUCUUGGUGGGCUGUUGUUGAAAAGUGGAAAACAAUCAUUAAAGGGCAUUUUCGUCCUUUUGAUUAUGCAAAGUGUAAUGAAAGAUUAAUGGAGGAGGAGAAAGACCCGGACUUUUUUCUCGAUCGGCAAAGCAGUGUGGUUGGUUUAAGUUAUAGCAGUCACUAGUCAGUCGUGUGUUUUGUAUAUUUGAAGGUGACAUUCAUAUUCGACUUAUUUAGGAAAUAAGUCGUGUAUUUAAUUGUAAACUCCGGUUUCGAAAGUUUUGUGAACCUAAAGGCGAAAUUCAUAUCUGAUUCAUUAGAAUUCAUAUA
Daucus carota subsp. sativus is the source of this 1466-nucleotide messenger RNA. Its product is annotated as pathogen-associated molecular patterns-induced protein A70. The transcript is spliced from 2 exons. NCBI's taxonomy places the organism in Eukaryota, Viridiplantae, Streptophyta, Magnoliopsida, Apiales, Apiaceae. Bases 158 to 1036 code for a protein of 292 amino acids. The record is from RefSeq and is a predicted model, not a curated record.